GAUGUGGAAAAUAUAUUUAGUCGUAUAUCAGACAUUCAUGAACUUAGUGUGAAGUUACUGGGUCAUAUAGAAGACACUGUUGAAAUGACAGAUGAAGGUAGUCCUCACCCACUAGUAGGCAGCUGUUUUGAAGAUAUGGCAGAGGAACUAGCAUUUGAUCCGUAUGAAUCAUAUGCACAAGAUAUUUUGCGACCUGGAUUUCAUGAUCAUUUCCUAAGUCAAUUAUCAAAGCCAGGAGCAGCAUUUUAUUUACAGUCAAUAGGUGAAGGCUUUAAAGAAGCUGUUCAGUAUGUUCUACCCCGGCUGCUCCUUGCCCCUGUUUACCACUGUCUUCAUUAUUUUGAACUGCUAAAACAAUUGGAAGAAAAAAGUGAGGAUGAAGAGGAUAAAGAGUGCUUAAAGCAAGCAAUAACUGCCCUACUAAAUCUUCAAAGCAGUAUGGAACGGAUAUGCUCUAAAAGCCUUGCAAAAAGAAGGCUUAGUGAAUCUGCAUGCCGGUUCUAUACUCAGCAGAUGAAGGGGAAACAGCUAGCAAUUAAGAAAAUGAAUGAAAUCCAGAAAAAUAUUGAUGGUUGGGAGGGUAAGGACAUUGGACAAUGCUGUAACGAGUUCAUCAUGGAAGGAACACUCACACGUGUGGGAGCAAAGCACGAGAGACACAUAUUUCUAUUUGACGGCUUGAUGAUUUGCUGUAAGUCAAAUCAUGGCCAGCCAAGACUUCCUGGUGCUAGCAAUGCAGAAUAUCGACUAAAGGAAAAGUUCUUCAUGCGAAAGGUACAAAUCAAUGAUAAAGAUGACACUAAUGAGUACAGACACGCUUUUGAAAUCAUCUUAAAGGAUGAGAACAGUGUUAUUUUUGCUGCUAAAUCAGCUGAAGAGAAAAACAACUGGAUGGCAGCAUUGAUAUCUUUGCAAUAUAGAAGCACGCUGGAAAGGAUGUUGGAUGUCACAAUGUUGCAGGAAGAAAAAGAGGAGCAGAUGAGAUUUCCAAAUCCUGAGCUUUAUAGAUUUGCAGAACCUGACUCUGAAGAGAAUAUUGUAUUUGAAGAAAACAUGCAACCCAAAUCUGGAAUCCCCAUCAUUAAGGCAGGAACUGUUGUCAAGCUCAUUGAGAGGCUGACUUACCAUAUGUAUGCAGAUCCCAACUUUGUUCGGACUUUUCUCACAACAUAUAGAUCCUUCUGUAGACCUCAAGAGUUGCUGAGUCUGCUAAUAGAAAGGUUUGAAAUUCCGGAGCCUGAGCCAACAGAAGCUGACCGUAUUGCUAUGGAGAAUGGAGACCAGCCUCUUAGUGCGGAGUUAAAAAGGUUUAGGAAAGAGUACAUUCAGCCUGUGCAGCUAAGAGUAUUAAAUGUAUGUCGCCACUGGGUAGAACACCACUUCUAUGACUUUGAAAGAGAUGCUGAUCUUCUGAAACGUUUGGAGGAAUUCAUUGGAACAGUAAGAGGAAAAGCAAUGAAGAAAUGGGUGGAAUCCAUCACAAAGAUAAUCAACCGGAAAAAGCAGGCCCAAGCCAUUGGGCCGAGUCACAACAUCACUUUUGAGAGUCCACCUCCAGCCAUUGAGUGGCACAUAAGCAAACCAGGACACACAGAGACUUUUGAUUUGCUCACUUUGCAUCCCAUAGAAAUUGCUCGGCAGCUCACUUUACUUGAGUCAGAUUUUUACAGAGCUGUGCAGCCAUCUGAACUAGUAGGAAGUGUGUGGACAAAAGAAGAUAAAGAAAUUAAUUCUCCCAACCUUCUCAAAAUGAUAAGGCAUACAACUAACCUCACUUUGUGGUUUGAAAAAUGCAUUGUAGAAACAGAAAACCUAGAGGAAAGAGUAAUUGUAGUGAGCCGGAUAAUUGAGAUCCUGCAAGUUUUCCAAGAGCUAAACAACUUUAAUGGUGUCCUUGAGAUCGUCAGUGCUAUGAACUCUGCAGCAGUGUAUAGGUUGGAUCACACAUUUGAGCAAAUUCCAAGUCGCCAGAAGAAGAUUUUAGAAGAAGCUUAUGAGUUGAGUGAGGAUCAUUAUAAGAAAUACUUGGCAAAACUCAGGUCUAUUAAUCCUCCUUGUGUGCCUUUUUUUGGGAUUUACUUAACUAACAUUUUGAAAACAGAAGAAGGCAAUCCUGAAUUUCUAAAGCGACAUGGAAAAGAACUUAUAAACUUCAGCAAGAGAAGAAAGGUAGCUGAAAUAACAGGAGAGAUACAGCAGUACCAGAACCAGCCAUAUUGUUUAAGAGUGGAAUUUGACAUCAGGAGAUUUUUUGAAAACCUGAAUCCUAUGGGAAGCAGUGUGGAGACAGAAUUUACAGAUUAUCUGUUCAACAAGUCACUAGAGAUAGAGCCACGAAAUGUCAAGCCCCCACCAAGAUUUCCCAAAAAAUACAGCUAUCCCCUCAAGUCCCCAGGUGUUCGCCCUUCUAAUCCAAGGCCAGGUACCAUGAGACAUCCUACACCCCUGCAACAGGAGCCAAGGAAAAUCAGUUACAGCCGCAUCCCAGAGAGCGAGACUGAAGCUACAGCAUCUGCACCAAACUCUCCCCGAACACCUCUGACCCCUCCCCCUGCAUCUGCGACUUCAAGUACCACAGAUGCCUGCAGUGUGUUUGAUUCUGAUCCUUCCAGCCCUUUUCAUACAAGAUCUGCUUCUGUGUCAUCCAUGAACUUUACCAAAAAUUCAGAUGACACUCCUGUCCCUCCUCCAGUUCCUCCACGAAGAAGACCGGAAUCUGCCCCAGCUGAAUCCUCCCCAUCAAAAAUUACUUCUGCACACCUGGACAACCCACCAGCAAUCCCUCCUAGGCAACCAACUUCUAAAGUGUAUUCACCAAGGUACUCAGUGCCUGAUCGGACCUGUAUCUCUGACUCGUGUGUUACCACUGCAAGCCCUCCUGAGUUACCACCACGAGAACCUGUGCGAACUCCAGAUGUUUUCUCUAGCUCACCACUACACCUUCAGCCUCCACCGUUGGGGAGAAAAAGUGAACUCGGUAACACCUUUUUCCCAAACAGUCCAUCUCCAUUUACUCCCCCUCCCCCUCAGACACCUUCUCCACAUGUAGCACGGAGGCAUCUUCCGUCACCACCUUUGAUACCACAAGAUGUGGACCUCCCUUCUGUUGCUGGACCACCUGUUCCUCCACGACAAAGCACUUCUCAACAUAUCCCAAAGCUUCCUCCAAAAACUUACAAAAGGGAGCACACACACCCUUCAAUGCAUCGGGACGGACCACCAUUGUUGGAGAAUGCCCACUCAUCCUGAACUAUCCUGUGCGCUGGGAGUCGCAUUUUCCUGGUGCUAUGUCUGUUGCUGGCAAUGGAUGCACUGAACCUGGUGGUGUCAAGGAGUUGGGAUGUAUAUGCCAAACACUAAAAACUCUCCA
Molecule: messenger RNA, 3370 nt
Organism: Acanthisitta chloris (rifleman)
Lineage: Eukaryota; Metazoa; Chordata; Aves; Passeriformes; Acanthisittidae
Gene: SOS1
Product: son of sevenless homolog 1 (Drosophila)
Exons: 17
Biological process (GO): Ras protein signal transduction; positive regulation of GTPase activity
Cellular component (GO): plasma membrane
Molecular function (GO): guanyl-nucleotide exchange factor activity
Source: RefSeq, a predicted model, not a curated record